Messenger RNA from Moesziomyces aphidis, 714 nucleotides. NCBI's taxonomy places the organism in Eukaryota, Fungi, Basidiomycota, Ustilaginomycetes, Ustilaginales, Ustilaginaceae. The record is from the annotation of a GenBank genome assembly.
AUGUUGGACUCGAGACAGGAAGUCAAGCAGGAUGUUCGACUGCAUGCCAGCUUCAUGCAUAGUGCUGUUGCGGACGCGGGAAGGGGGAAAGGCCAUCGGGAUUCCUCGCAUCGGCCCUUCGGUCCCAGCUCGGCGACGUUCUCCUACACCUCUCGCUGGGCAGGUCCAGUUGCGGUCUGCCUUCGGAGUUGUUUCUCGCCUGCGUCACUUGAGGUUUCUGCGCAGCUUGUGGAUGCGAUCCCACCAGCGCGGGUGGAUACACGCUCGAAACACGUGCCUGUCAUGGCGGACCGAGACCGCGACACGAGCACGCUCUUGGGCGCCGACAUCGAGAGCCACCACCUGGUGGAUGCAUCCGAGCGCGCAGAACUGGAGCGCAAGGCCUUCGACAUCGACGGCUUCGUCGGCAUCGAGCAUGACUUUGUCAGCUCGGACGACGAAGGCACGAUCACACGCGUCUUUUAUCGCUUCGGACCCCACCACACGAAGCCGUUCGACAUCAACCUUGCGAACCUCGCAGGAGAUCUGCCGGGCUUCCUGCGCAUGUUGCGCUGGCCCGCCGAAGGCGAGACCGAGUCGGACGCGCAGCGCCACCUCGACAUGCUGCAACGCUCGGGCGAUUACGCUGCCACCGCUAGGACGCCUCCCACCACGCCAAACACGCGCACGGAAGACUCUGCCGCGGUCAACAAGGUAGAAGACGACCAGUCUUGA